GGACCCCCCGUGGGGUUGCGGGACGCGGUGGCGGGCAAAGGUGCUUGGGGUCUCGCCCGCCGGCGCCGAGGGCCUGGGUGCCACCUGCGAUGACUUGAGCGCGGCGGGAGGCAUUUGGUCAGGUUCACCUUGAGGGAUUGAGGGAUUUCGGAUGGAGUGGUAUAAUGGGGGCUCGGCAGGCAAGAGGAAGUGCGGUGUUCAGUGGCUUUAUCUCUGUUCUUUGCUUAGCUCCCAGUUUAGCGCACGGCGUUCCAAAUAAGUUGUGGAAUUGAAAUGGAUUCCAGGGCCAUGCCAUUCCCCUUCUCUCAUUCUCCUGGCUUCCCCCGCCCCUUGUCCUGGAAGGACGCCCUGCAGUGGGUGCUUCCUUGGAGCUUGGAGCAGCUGGCAGCGCUCUUGCCCGGGCUCCAAGGCACCUGGGCUCAGCUGUGGGUGUGAGGGGGUGGGAAGACCGUGUCAGGCUCGGGGCUUGGGGAUUCCGGCUUGAACGCGCGCCGGGAUGAGAACCUCUCCCUCCCCAGAGAGCCGUCCGAGGCGGUCUUCCAGCCGGGGCGGGGGAUUUGCCCGGCGCAGAAAUGUUGGAAAGCCCGCCCCGGCUAGGAACCCUCGCUUCCAUUCAUGUCUGUAUUUACCGGCCAGCGAUUUUCUUUUGAACCUGAGAGAUUCCAUUCCGGAGGAGACACAACUCCUGGAAACAGGCUCCUCCGCGUGCUCCCCCAGCGCCCACAGACGCACAACAUUCCCACAGCCUUUGCGAGCCUGACACCCGUCUCAGACAUCCCUGAGGAGCCUCCGGGCUGCUCCUUUUCAACCGAAAGACAGGGUCACCUCUCAGUUAAAGUCGCUCUUGGGUUUUCCGCAACUCACCUGAACUCCACCCGCCACCCCCCCCGGGCUUGCUGCUGCCACCUACUGUCCGACCUGAAUGAAAUUUCAAAUGCAUGCUCAGCCCAGUUUAAAGCGCGCGCGGGGGGAGGGAAUCUUUUCUUCUCCGUCGCUGGGGCUAAGAGCGGUUUGGGGGAAGAUAUGUCUGUGGGGCGGAGUGGGGGGGGGGCGGCAGAGAGAUUUUUCUAGCCGGGGCCAGGGCAGCCAGGCCUCAGAGGUGGGGUGGGUCUGGCCAUUGUGCAACCCCUUCCAGUUCCUCUGAGCAGAUAAUAGCUGAAUCCAGAUGGUGACAGCCCAUGUGUCACCGUUUCCAGUUGAGUCUAGGAUAUGAGUAACCGGACUAAACAAAAGGCCCUUAAAGAGACCAGCUAGUUUCUGAGAGGAGGUACUACCAUUUCCCUGGUAAAGGUGGGGGUGGGAGCUGCCCGCCCCCUCCCCGGGGCAGUGGGGGGGGAGGGGAGAUAAACAAAUGUAAAAACCAUGGAGAACAUCCCAUGUCCCUCCUGUGACAAUUUUAACUCAAGGCUGCUUAUACCUGAGUCAGACUGUAGGCAGGUUGUUUAAGGCUGUGUUGUCACAGUCUUUCUGCGAGUCAUCUGUUCCUUCUGACUAAUGACAGAUCUGCAUGUUACCCAGCCCCUGCUUCCCCUCGGAGGCUGCAGAGUCACCUCAUUCUGUGCUCUCUGUGCUGAGAGCUUUGGGUCUGCCGGAGGUCAUGCAUUUUCAGCUCCUGGAGAUCCCAGGGGAUGACCUUCUGUCAGCUGCUUCCAGCAGCCUCGCCUGCAAACAAGGAAGGGCCACAGAGGGUGUUUCCCAUUAAACACUACCAGGACAAAAUCAGGCCUUACAUCCAGCUGCCAUCACACAGGAACAUCACUGGCAUCGUGGAAGUGAUCCUUGGGGAAACCAAGGCCUACGUCUUCUUUGAGAAGGACUUUGGGGACAUGCACUCCUACGUGCGCAGCCGCAAGAGGCUGCGGGAAGAGGAGGCUGCCAGGCUCUUCAAGCAGAUUGUUUCCGCUGUUGCCCACUGCCACCAGUCGGCCAUCGUGCUUGGGGACCUGAAACUUAGGAAAUUCGUCUUCUCCACGGAGGAGAGAAGCCAGCUCAGACUGGAAAGUCUAGAAGACACACACAUAAUCAAGGGGGAAGACGAUGCUCUGUCAGACAAACAUGGCUGCCCGGCCUACGUGAGCCCUGAGAUUCUGAACACCACGGGGACCUACUCCGGAAAGGCGGCCGACGUUUGGAGCCUAGGGGUGAUGCUCUACACCCUUUUGGUGGGCCGCUACCCCUUCCAUGACUCAGACCCCAGUGCCCUCUUCUCCAAAAUCCGCCGUGGACAGUUCUGCAUUCCUGACCACAUUUCCCCCAAAGCUAGGUGCCUCAUUCGCAGCCUCCUGAGACGGGAGCCCUCCGAGAGACUCACUGCUCCUGAGAUCUUACUCCAUCCCUGGUUUGAGUCUGUCUUGCAACCUGGCUACGUCGACUCAGAAAUAGGAACUUCAGACCAGAUUGUCCCAGAAUACCGGGAGGACAGUGACAUUAGUUCCUUCUUCUGCUAAUCCCCAAACCUCAGAAACCUCAUAAUUCUCACACAUGGCAUUUCCAUUUCUAAAGAUGGACAGGCCUUUCGGCGUGCUGCCAGCCAGAUACGUGAUGGCAUAAAGAUGGUAGCUGCUGAACUCAACAUGGCACCCUCCUGUUGGUUGUGAUGCGUGACUGUACGGAUCUGAGGAGCACACGCUCUGAUCGGCUGCCCUGCAAAGUUGUUUGCCUUCUGAACGAUCCCUCGCCAACUGUCCCGCUGUCAGAUGUGGGGCGGUUCCUCGUCUCCUGAGGUGGCAAAGAAUAUGGAUAUCCUACAGCACGUGGUCAAGUGAAAGGAACGGGAACAUUGUAAAGGGAGAGGAAGUGAGUCGCACAGUGGCAUUUUGGGGCAAUAACCAUAUUUUAACAGGGUGACGAAUCAUUUGGGCCAAUAAACCUGCCAUCUUUGAACUUGUCUUUGGGAGCUAGACUGUCGCUACCCCAACUUCUCUAUUGGAAAGUUCUUUUUUGGGUUUGGUUUAACACACACCCUUUCUUCACACUCACAGUUACCAAUGACCCUGCUCCGUUGUGGGAGCAGACUGUUUGAGGAGAAUAGGAGCCUGCCCGAACCACGAACCCAGGCUCUCUCCUCCAUUUCCUGCCAAGACCUCAUUUGCACUAAUGCCUUCUUUCUGACCUUGAAACGUCCCCUUCUUUGCUAGAAAAGCACUUACCAGCUGACCGUGGAGAAGCAUCACAAAAGAUCUGAACUCCUGGCUAUUUCAGAACUCUGAGCUCAGACAGAGAGACUGCAGAUUUUGUAAAGUCAACUUGAGCACUUGGAAACUGUUAGCUUUGUUGGUUCCCCUCAAACGUUGUCAACAUUUAGCCUUUGUUCCCAAGACCAUCUCAGGGUGGAGCAUUUUGUCUAGCAGGAGAAAGAUAAGCAGAGGCUCUCCUUGCCUCUCCCAAGAGCAAAUGUUAAACAUCUUCGUGCUUUAGAGAAAGUGAAUUUUGGAUAGUCUUAGACGAUUCUCAGACCCACUUCCAGGAUUGUACUUUAACCCUUCAUGGAUAUGGUCUGCCUCUGGCAUUGUGCGUGCGUUUGGAGUUUUGCGUGAUGGGUUGUUCGUAUUUUAAAUUUGGUGUGGUUUACGAAUACGUCUCUGUAAUCAGCAUCUAGAGUGAAAUGGCCCCAAAACUUUAAAGUCAGAAGAGGCUUUAAAAGUUAAUCUCAUCCGACUUCUUUCCUCUUUCUGCCACCUCCCAAAGCAGAAAUCCUCCCCUGCCCCCCUCCCCCCGCCCGCCCUUCAGCUUCCCUCAGGUGGGGAAUCCAGCCUCUGUUUGAAUGCUUCCAGAGAUGGGAGCUCACUACCUACAAAAGCUAGAGCUUAACGGAGAAAACUGCAACUUGCAUUAAAAAAACAAGAACACACAAAAUAUCAGUAAAUGUCUCAGUACUGAAAUCAGGUGGUUAAACGGGUAAACCAAACAUACUGUAUUCUGAAAAAAUGGCACAAAACCAGGCAGUCAUCUUUAAGGGCUACGCCUAGGCAAACAAUUAACAUGCAUUGUGAGAAUGCUGUGUAUACCUCACGUACUGUGUACUUUGUACAUAUAUAUUUUACCUUUUAUACCUAUCGUCCAAUACGUUUUGUUGUUUUGGCUCUGAGGCUUGUUUUGUUGUCUGUGUCUGUCUGAAUAACCUGCGUGUCUAAAACCACGUGAAAUGUGAAUGAUUAUCGGCAAUAUUACCUUGACAGAAUCAUGGGACUCGGAGAAGAGAGAGGACGGAGCCUCUGUCGUACUAACGUGCUCGUGGUUGCUCGACUGUUGUAUCUGUGAUACAUUACCCGGCUGAGGACUCUGGGCUGGCUGGGGCUUCUGCCGGGAAAGCUCGAAACACUAGAUCCUUCCUGUACAUGUGUAUAUAUGUGAACAGUGAGACGACCGUUUCUGACUUGUAGAGAAAUUUUAAUAAAUCUGGUUUCGUAAAUA
This is a messenger RNA of Ailuropoda melanoleuca (giant panda), 4413 nucleotides long. RefSeq names its product tribbles pseudokinase 1 (gene TRIB1). The transcript has 3 exons. Gene Ontology annotation, molecular function: mitogen-activated protein kinase kinase binding; protein kinase activity; ATP binding. Lineage: Eukaryota; Metazoa; Chordata; Mammalia; Carnivora; Ursidae. Bases 1629 to 2447 code for a protein of 272 amino acids. Gene Ontology annotation, cellular component: nucleus. The record is from RefSeq and is a predicted model, not a curated record. Gene Ontology annotation, biological process: positive regulation of proteasomal ubiquitin-dependent protein catabolic process; regulation of MAP kinase activity; protein phosphorylation.